ACACCUCAACCACAACUCUUCAAUUUCCACAAUCUACAAAAUUAACCAAAUCCUUAAACCUAUUAAGAUUUCUUCUUUGCUCUUUCAACUCCAAAAUUCAAAUAACUCAUACCCUAUUAUCAUUAGUUUCUUGUUUCCACUAAUCCUAAACGAUUUGAUUUAUCUUCAUCUCUCACAACCACAAAUGUUUCUAUCAAAGCAUGGCCCAAAAUUCUUCAAAUUUAGAAGUCCGGUUUCUUUUCUAUGUCAUAUCUUUGGUCUAUUCAAUUUCUAAGAUACCCUUUUAAUUCUUUUCAAAAUCUCUUCUACCACAAAUAUUUUCAACAAAAAAACUCAUCACCCUUUUGGCUAACACACAAUUAGUGGUGUGUGAAUUUUUUGUGGGACAACACAAGCAUCGUUAAAUAGUUUCAUUUCCUUACUAUAUAACUUCUUCUCAAAUAUCUUAAUUUCUUGUAUUUUUCUUAAGAUAUUUUUUGACACCAAUGGUUCAUAAAAAAUUCUACGAAAUUUCAUUUGGUUUUGUUGAAAUGGCUUGGAUUAUGCUAAGUGUUGACUACUCAAGACUUUUAUGGCAAUUAUUUGGUGUUUUCUCAUAUGAAAAUCAUUGGAAGCCUCGGAUCAUCUAACACCUAGCUACCUUGACUUGAAUCUUAUAAGCUAUAGUUGAGAAUACAUAAAUAUAAUUUUCAGUACUUAUAUCUAAAAAUUAAUUCAGAAUAUAGUUCUUAGAGCCAUGUUUAAGGGAAGAAUAGGAGGCAAAGCUCAGCUUGGAUAUGUUGAAACGGACCCUUCAGGUCGAUAUGGACGUUUCAGGGAUAUCCUUGGCAAAGGAGCUAUGAAGGUAGUGUAUAGGGCAUUUGAUGAAGUUCUAGGAAUAGAAGUGGCAUGGAACCAAAUCAAGCUUGAUGAUGUUUUUCAUUCACCAGAUCAACUUCAACGUCUCUAUUCAGAGGUUCAUCUCCUAAAAAACUUGGAUCAUGACUCUAUCAUGACUUUCCAUGGUACUUGGAUUGAUGCCAAUUGUAGAACCUUCAACUUCAUCACUGAAUUGUUCACCUCCGGCACUCUAAGAGAGUAUAGAAAGAAGUAUCCUCGUGUAGAUAUCAGAGCAAUAAAGAAUUGGGCUCGCCAGAUUCUAAGUGGUUUGGAGUAUUUGCAUAGCCAUGAUCCUCCUGUGAUACAUAGAGACCUAAAGUGUGAUAACAUCUUUGUCAAUGGUCAUAUGGGUAAGGUCAAGAUUGGUGAUUUAGGGCUUGCAGCAAUUCUUCGUGGCUCCCAACAUGCACACAGUGUCAUAGGUACACCAGAAUUUAUGGCACCAGAAUUGUAUGAAGAGGAAUAUAAUGAGUUGGUAGAUAUAUACUCUUUUGGCAUGUGUAUGAUAGAGUUGUUCACUUCUGAGUUUCCAUACAGCGAGUGCUCCAACCCUGCUCAAAUAUACAAGAAAGUUACUUCUGGGAAGCUACCAAAGGCAUUUGACAAGAUCCAUGAUGAAGAAACCCAAAAGUUUAUUGGAAAAUGUUUGGCAAAUGUCUCAGAGAGGUUGUCAGCAAAAGAGCUCUUGAUGGACCCUUUUUUAGCUACGGCCCAUCAUGACUCACCAUUGCCUAGUCCAACUUUAGUUAGCAAACAUACUCAACAAAUCAAUUUCAAUGCAACAAUUGCCAAAGAACAACCUCCAUUGAAGAACGCAACAAACAGCACACACAUGACAAUCACAGGGACUAUCAAUGAAGAGGAUGGCACUGUUUUCCUUAAAGUCAAAAUUUCUAACAAAAAUGGGCACACAAGAAAUAUAUACUUCCCAUUUGACACCAAAAAGGACACUGCCAUUGAGGUUGCAAAUGAGAUGGUCAAAGAACUUGAAAUUAGUGACUUGGAACCAAUAGAGAUUGCUGAGAUGAUUGAAGAAGAGAUAUCAACUAUAGUUCCAACAUGGAGGGAUUGUUGCAGUUCUAAGUAUCAAAGACAACAUAGUUUUAUCUAUGGUGAAGAGGAUGAUCAUGAUAUUAGUAACCACCAUCCUUUCUUCUCACCACCUUCUCGCUCUUCCUCGCAUGGUUCUCUCCCAAUGUUUUGUGCUUCCUACAACAACAAUAGCAACCAUUGUGGGAACCAUUAUUCUUUUGCUCAAGAUUGGCCACAAGAUGAUCUUCAAUAUAUGAACGACGAUGCAAGCUCUCAAAGCUCAACGAAUUCCUUCAAGUCUUUCAAUUACCAUUGCAAUGAUUCAUGCAAUGAAGAUGACCAAGGUACAAAUCAAGUAGUAGGAGAAGAACCUCUUUGUUGCAAUCCGAAGAGUCACAACAAAUGGACAAGAUUUGGUCCUCCAGAAGAGAUGGUGGAGGCUGGUUUCACCAAACAGUUUUGUAACAAGAGAAUGGAUUCUCACACUCACACUCAUAGGAAUCAUCAUGGUCAAAGACAUGGAUGUCAAAGACUUACAAGGAUUAAUUCAUGUGUUGAUGUGAGGAAACAACAACUACAACGAUCAUUGAUGGAGGAGAUGCAAAAGAUAAGGAUGUUCAACACAGUUGGUGCCAUUGAGAAUGUUGGGUUUCAAAAUCCAGAUGAAGGUGGAUGGUUUUCUUCUUGAAUUCAAGCUCCAUGGAUUUUGAUUAUACCAUUUUCUUAUUUUACUGCGUUUGGAGUGUUUAUUAAAUUGAUGUCUUGCAUUAUAUUGUAAUAUAUUUUGUUGAAAAGUGCUCUAAUGUUGUACCAAAUAAAGAAUUUUACUAAUGAAUUUCAAUAAUGUAAAUAACAAUGUGAUACCUGUUUUAUAGAAAA
Molecule: messenger RNA, 2790 nt
Organism: Medicago truncatula (barrel medic)
Lineage: Eukaryota; Viridiplantae; Streptophyta; Magnoliopsida; Fabales; Fabaceae
Product: probable serine/threonine-protein kinase WNK5
Exons: 7
Coding region: 737-2599 (620 amino acids)
Biological process (GO): protein phosphorylation
Molecular function (GO): ATP binding; protein kinase activity
Source: RefSeq, a predicted model, not a curated record